AUGGCGUGUGCACAGCAAUCUCCUACUGAGUACCUCAGAAACGCCAGGAAAAACCUGGUUACUCGUAUGAAAAACCUUCCUGUGAUCAUUGAGAAUCUUUAUCAGAAGAAUGUUUUCAAUGACUAUGAGAUCGAUACUCUCAAAGCCGAGAAGACAGAGUUUGAUAAAGCCAGAUGUAUAUUGGAUUGGGUCAUUAACAAAGGUGAAAUCGCCAGUUAUGAAUUACUCAGGAUUCUGGAUGUCACUCAGAAGAGGACAUUACCUUCAGAUUUACGCUACUGGAUCAGCUGUUUUCCCUUCAGAUGGGAAGAUACAGAGGCCAGUUAUUCAUUUGGUACAAAGCCCUGUCAAAUCUACCAGACACAGCUCAAGAUGAAAGCAAAAAACAUCCUGAAGAACCAAAGGGAACGUUUCUGUAAAUAUCUGGAUGACAAGGCACAAGUAAACUUCAGUUUCAUAUCGCUGGUUUUAGAGACUGGCUCUGUCAUGAAAACGCAAUGCAAAAUAAAAUUGAAAAACAAAAAAUGCAAAAAACUACGACCCAAAAAAUUGAGAGCUUACAUACCUAAUGAGGAACAAGCACUGUCACCUGAGGAUCUCCUGAAAUGGCAGGACCAGAACAUCCUCAUCAUAGGCAAACCUGGAGUAGGAAAGACUACAGUUGUCCAGGAAAUGUUGCGUUGUUGGGCAGAGAAGGAUAACAGAGAGCUGGACUACCAGUUUUACUUUGAUGAACGUGUUUUGCCCCACAGUUCUAGCAUUGCCAGUUUGCAGUCUGUUUUGUUUGAUGUGUAUUUAAAACCAAUGGAAAAAGACAGAAUGGAAGUGUUUAAAGAUAUUGAGGAAAACUCUGAUAAUGUUGUCAUUGUGUUUGAUGGUGUGACGGAUUUGGAAGAAAAUUCCAUCUUAUGGAAGAUCAUGAACCACGAGCUCCUGCCUGAUGCCAAGAUUGUGAUAACAUGCAGAUCAGAGGUGGAGGAUGAUCCCGUUUUCUCCAUUUGGCCGACACGGAAAGUGUAUGUCCAAGGAUUCAGUGAAGAGUCUAUCAACACUUACUACCAGAGUAUGUUGGGUCAUGAUCCUGUUCUUCUAGAUGUUAUUUUGAAGAAUCAAGAGCUGUUCAGUCUUAGUCAUGUUCCAUUGUAUGCAUUCAUGAUUGUAGACUUGAUUCAGUUUAAAAAUGACACUGUAUGCAACCAUUCACACACAGUCACUGAAAUGUACAUCCAUAUUUUCCGUCUUGCUGUGAAGAAACAUGGGAAUAAAAAAAAUAAGCAAAUAGAUAAGUACCUGAAAGAGAUGAAAGGUCAGGUUUAUCGCUUGAUGGAAAAUGCUUUCAAUGCAACUAUGCAGAAGUGCCUAAACCUUCCAGAUAUUAGCAGUGAUGAGACAGACGUUUGUCAUGCUUUCGCUAUGAUUGGUUCUGAGCAGAUUGUGCUCAUCUCAGCAGUUUUCCAGUCUCCUGAUGACUGGAACAUAGAUCUCUCCCAGAGAAAGAGCUCCGUCCUCCUGGAAGUGCUGAAACUCCAAGCAGAGAAGAAACCAGUAGAGCUGAGAGGAUGUUCAGAGGAAGAGAGUGAAAUGACGAGUUUCCUUCAGUGUCUGCCCUACAUCUCACAGCUGAGAUGUGGAGAAGGCCUGAUGUUGAAGGCCCAGGCUGGAGAAGGCCUGAUGUUGAAGGGCCAGACUGGAGAAGGCCUGAUGUUGAAGACCCAGGCUGGAGAAGGCCUGAUGUUGAAGGCCCAGGCUGGAGAAGGCCUGAUGUUGAAGGCCCAGGCUGGAGAAGGCCUGAUGUUGAAGGCCCAGGCUGGAGAAGGCCUGAUGUUGAAGGCCCAGGCUGGAGAAGGCCUGAUGUUGAAGGCCCAGGCUGGAGAAGGCCUGAUGUUGAAGGCCCAGGCUGGAGAAGGCCUGAUGUUGAAGGGCCAGACUGGAGAAGGCCUGAUGUUGAAGACCCAGGCUGGAGAAGGCCUGAUGUUGAAGGCCCAGGCUGGAGAAGGCCUGAUGUUGAAGGCCCAGGCUGGAGAAGGCCUGAUGUUGAAGGCCCAGGCUGGAGAAGGCCUGAUGUUGAAGGCCCAGGCUGGAGAAGGCCUGAUGUUGAAGGCCCAGGCUGGAGAAGGCCUGAUGUUGAAGGCCCAGGCUGGAGAAGGCCUGAUGUUGAAGGGCCAGACUGGAGAGGGCCUGAUGUUUCGGUUCAUUGAUGAAAAAGAAACAAGGAUGUCUGCAGUAAAACUCCUUCUCGAUCUCUGUGUUGCUGCAGUCGAAAAUGACACAAAUUCAGGAACAAGAUUCUUGACUCUGCUGUCAUCUGUGUGCAGUUAUGAAAUCUUCCCUUUUGCUGAGUGGGAUCAAUAUUAUGCUUCUGAUCAGAGUGAUUUCCUGCUUGAUCUUUACUCACAUGUGAAGAACUAUGAGACUCAAACAGGCAGGAGUUUCCUUCCAGCAUUACAGUCAGUUUUCCAGUUACGUGAUGACUGGAACAUAGAUCUCUCCCAGAGAAAGAGCUCCGUCCUCCUGGAAGUGCUGAAACUCCAAACAGAGAAGAAACCAGUAGUGCUGAUAGGAUGUUCAGAGGAAGAGAGUGAAAUGAUAAGUUUCCUUCAGUGUCUGCCCUACAUCUCACAGCUGAGUUUUUGGUCCAUUGAUGAUAAAGAAACGAGGAUGUCUGCAGUAAAAUUCCUUCUGAAUCUCUGUGUUGCUGCAGUAGAAAAUGACACAAAUACAGGAACAAGAUUCCCGACUCUGCUGUCAUCUGUGUGCAGUUAUCAUACCUUCCCGUUUCCUGAGUGGGAUGAUGAUUAUAAUGCUGAUGAUCAGAGUGAUUUCUUGCUGGAUCUUUGCUCCCGUGUGAAGAACUAUGAGACUCAAACAGGCAGGAGUUUCCUUCCAGCAUUACAGUCAGUUUUCCAGUUACGUGAUGACUGGAACAUAGAUCUCUCCCAGAGAAAGAGCUCCGUCCUCCUGGAAGUGCUGAAACUCCAAACAGAGAAGAAACCAGUAGAGCUGAGAGGAUGUUCAGAGGAAGAGAAUGAAAUUAUGAGUUUCCUUCAGUGUCUGCCCUACAUCUCACAGCUGAGACCAUCAAAGGAGACUCUCCAGAAGCUGGUUGAAUGUGUCUGUGAAGCUCAGGAAGAGGAGCUGACUCAGUGCUUCCUGCAGAAAGUAGGCGGGGAUCUGACUUCCUGUUCCCUAAACUGGGAAGAGCUUCAUUAUUUCCUGCAGCACAAAAUUCAACGCAUUGCUGUGGACCUCAGAAAGAGCAACAUUCAAUGCAGCAUCAGUGAAAUUCUGCCAUUUCUGAACAGGAUUCAGUUUAAACGCAUGAGCUCUAGCUUAAUGCUGUCAGUAAUCAGAGAGAUCUAUGAGUCCGGCUCUGUUGGUUUUGUGUCCGGUCUGUUGAGUUCAGUGGAGAACUACAUUAACCUGCAGAGCAGAGAGCUGGACUCUGUUCACUGUGCGGCCCUGCGCUUCACACUGCAGCACUGCACUGCAGUUUCACUCAAUCUACAUUGGACCUCCAUACCAGAGGAAGAGCUGGAGAGCAUUCUGCUUCUCUUCACACAUGUCUCCCACCUCAGUGUUGACAGGCUGCUUUUACUGAAGAUGCUGCACUGCUGCAGUGUCUCUGAUGUCCAGCAGGAGGCAGCAGCAGUUCUGCUCUCCAUCCUGCAGCAUGAGCUGGACUUCUCCUGCCUUUCUGCUCUGGACCUGACAACAAACACAGACUUAGAGCCUCUACAUCUGACCGCUGACGACUGCCGUGUGACGUCCAGAGUCAUUCAGAGAGCUCAUUCAGACACAAAGACACAGCUGAUUCUACAGGACUGUGAGAUUAAUACAGCUGGAAUGGAUCAGCUGUUCCCAGUGUUACAUUCUGUUCAACUCUGCUGUGCUAAAUCUCUGCUGCUUCAGUUUCUGGCUCAUGUGAGGCGUGAGGAAGCCGAGUCUCUUUCUCGAGCUCUGGGUGAAGAGCUGGAUCUCAGUCAGACUCAGCUGGACCCGCAGGUCUAUAGAGGUCUGGAGCUGAUUCUGGAAUAUUCUGAAGGACUGACAGAACUGGAUCUGAGUCAGUGCCGUCUCACCGAUGACAGUCUGGAUCUGCUGCUCCCAAACCUCCACAAAGCACAAAACAUUGAUUUUAGUGGCAACAGCAUCACUGACUUUGGGGCACUAAAAAUCUACUUUAUUGUCACUCUCAAGAGUAACAUAAAGACAGUAAGGCUCUUCAACAACAGAAUUGAAUUUAAAGAGCCCUUCAGCACAGACCCACGAUUUGAGAUCUGGUGAUGUCAAUAAACUCUCAACUCUCUGGAAUCAACAAGCAGGUGAAAUAACCAGAGGGCAAUAAUAAGGUAACAGGUGUAAACACUCUUUGAGGAAUCUGCCUAUCAGACUCCCAGAGAGGAAUCAAGCCACCAGAUUGUAAACAUUUAUUUUUAUCAUCUCUUUCAGUUAUAAUCAGCAGUGGGUUUCUGUUGCAUUAACUGUGUUUUGUGAAUGACAACAUCAAUCUCCUUUGUAAACUGUCUUUCCCC
Messenger RNA from Sinocyclocheilus grahami, 4532 nucleotides. RefSeq lists its product as uncharacterized. Bases 1 to 4284 code for a protein of 1427 amino acids. The transcript has 12 exons. The record is from RefSeq and is a predicted model, not a curated record. Lineage: Eukaryota; Metazoa; Chordata; Actinopteri; Cypriniformes; Cyprinidae. Gene Ontology annotation, molecular function: ATP hydrolysis activity. Gene Ontology annotation, biological process: regulation of apoptotic process.